Messenger RNA from Somion occarium, 1154 nucleotides. NCBI's taxonomy places the organism in Eukaryota, Fungi, Basidiomycota, Agaricomycetes, Polyporales, Cerrenaceae. The record is from the annotation of a GenBank genome assembly.
ACUCUUAAACUGAUUCUUCACUAGACAUGACGAAGUCGACGAAAAAGACUAUAGCUAUUCCCAAGCCGCCCAUCUCAGCAUCCAGAAAGCCGCAGCAAUUCUCAAGCAGCUUCCGGCUACGGGAGUACCCAUUCCUGCCUCGGAGAAGCACGUACAAUUAUGUGACAAGUAUCUGAGAGAAUUGGAAGGUCAAUUGGACACGGAUGGAACAACCAAUGAUGGUGGGUUAAGUUAUCUUAUGCUGAGCCCUUCACAUUCAUACAUUGCCUUCAAACAAUAUCUUGUAAUUACAGCCACGCUCCGCAAUACGUACGAAGAUGCGAAGCGGUUCAGAUUGAAAUUAUCUGAGCUCUACGCAGAUUCAGAGAGCGAGAUUGAUGUAGGAGGAGAUGAUGAAGGUGAUGUAGAGAAGGAAGAAAAGAAGACAAAUACGAAACCACAGGUGACACGCACGUAUCGGUCGGAGGCCUCUUCGAGUUCGAUUCCCACUUCGCAGAGGUCGGAGACGAGCAUAGCCGUCAGAGUUAACUUUCCGGCUUGUGAUCUCUGCGAGACGCGUGGUCAUACCUGUAUUUCAUCUGACGGCCAGUCUAAGCGAUGUGACAAGUGCAAGAAGAGCAAACAGAAAUGCUCAUUCAGUGAUAAAAGCCAAAAUGCAAAGCGAUCAGUCCCCGACACAGAUUCCGAUGUCGAGGAGAUAUCUGAAAGCCCGCCGAAGAAGAAAGGACGUACAUCCAACGUCGUCUCCAUCAGUACCGCGGGCCAGAGCGCCCCUGGUCAGAAGUAUGUAGAGGUCAGCAUGCCUCAACCUACACCCAGGAAUCAAGUGCCUGUUCAGGCGAGCACGACGACGAAAUUUGUUGAGGAUCAAACCUCCAAUACUGAGGGCAUGGAAGCGUUGUCUAACGCCCGAGAAGGGUUCUUCAGAGCGUUGGAUUCCUGCAAGGCUAACUUAGGUGGCAGUCAGUCUGAAGCAUUCCGACAAUUAUAUGUGUCUGCCAAAAUGUGGCAGGCACAAGAGGACCUUCUGCUUUCCAACUGAGCUUCAUGCCUUCAGCAAGGUGAACAUUUUCUUGAUGCCGACUUGAACAAAGUUUCAAGGAAUUCUUGACACUGUGAUUACGGGAAUUGUAUUAUAAAUACGGCACAUACCG